This is a messenger RNA of Morchella sextelata, 1713 nucleotides long. RefSeq lists its product as uncharacterized. NCBI's taxonomy places the organism in Eukaryota, Fungi, Ascomycota, Pezizomycetes, Pezizales, Morchellaceae. The record is from RefSeq and is a predicted model, not a curated record. Bases 1 to 1713 code for a protein of 570 amino acids. The transcript has a single exon.
AUGGAACAAAUUUCCAACGACGAAUCUGAAGAAGAAGAAGAAGACGCUCCUGAACCUACCCCGCACAAUGAUGUUGAUACAGACACUAAUCAACCGAGACGUAACCCAGUACGGGAACGGAAACCUCCGGUCAGAUACGGAUACAACAUUCAGUAUGAUACCACCAUUGCAGAACCAACAAACUAUCACCAAGCGAUCAACAGUCCUGACUCCGAAAAAUGGCAAAAGGCUAUGGAAGUUGAACUCGACUCACUCGCUAGGAAUAAUACAUGGAAUCUGGUUGACACACCAGAUUACCGAAAAUUGGUCGACUACAAAUGGGUAUAUAAAAUCAAACUCGGGCCCGAUGGCAACCCCAUUCGGUACAAAGCCCGACUUGUCGCAAAAGGUUUCUCACAGGUACCUGGUCAAGACUUUGAUCAGACUUACGCUCCCGUCACCCGAUACGAAUCCAUCAGAGUACUUCUUGCUCGCUGCCUUCAAACCGGCGGCCAAUGCGAUCAGAUGGACGUUACUAGCGCUUUCCUAUAUGGCGAACUCCAGGAAGAAAUCUAUAUGAAAUCUCCACCUGGCUACCCUACUCCCGGCAAAGCAUGCAGACUUAUCAAAUGCAUCUAUGGCCUCAAACAAUCAUCUCGGGAAUGGUAUGCUCGUCUUUCCAAAACGCUAAUCAAAAUGGGAUUCAGAAAAGCGGACUUCGACCCUUUUGUUUUUAUUCAUAAAACAGGGGAAGUUGUCAUCGCCAUCUACGUAGACGAUAUCCUUAUCUUCUACUGGUCCGUUGAAAGCAAAAACCGCGUCAGUCUCCAACUCCACGCAGAAUUCGAAAUGACGGAAACUGGCACAGCCAACUGGGCACUCGGGAUCCACUUGAUCCACACUAAGACUGGCGUGAUCCUAUCACAGGAAGCCUAUCUUAAGCGUGUACUUAUCAAAUACGGUUUCGAUGAAUCUAGACCUGUGGCAACACCCAUCGACAACAAUGUUCACCUACAAAAAGGAACAGAAGCGGAGAAAAUCGACGAUCCAACAAUCUAUCAGUCGAUAAUCGGUUCAUUAAUGUAUGUAGUAAUUGGUACCAGACCGGACCUCGCCUACACUGUCACCAUGCUCUCGCAAUUCUCCUCCUGCCCCACUAAAGCUCACCUGGCUGCAGUCCAUCGCGUCCUUCGUUACCUCAAGGGUACCCUCGAUUGGUCACUCUUCUACGCAAAAACGCCACCCACUGCACUCAUCGGCUUCAGUGACGCAAGCUAUGCCUCUGAUAUCGACGAUCGCCGCUCAUUCACUGGCCACUGCUUUAUGCUAGGGGAAGCUCUUAUCUCCUGGCGUUCUUAUAAGCAGCGCUCCGUCGCCACCUCUACUACUGAGGCAGAGUAUAUGGCUCUUUCGGACACCAGUCGACAACUGAUCUGGUUAAGGAAUGCGAUACAUGAGUUGGAACGGAAACCGAAACUUUCUUUUAUUCUUCGCGGUGAUAAUAAUGGCUCUUUGUCCUUGGUUAAAAAUCUUGUCUUUCAUAAAAGGUCUAAACAUAUUGAUGUGCAUUUUCAUUUUGUUCGGGAACGAUACGAGGAUAAAUUGUUUGAGUUGGAAUAUAUCUCUACAAACGAAAACGUGGCGGAUUUACUUACAAAGAGAUUGGAUAAGGGCAAGCAUGUUUUAUUUUCUUCUACUAUUCACUGUGGCUUACGAGGGGAAGUCUUGAAAUAG